Molecule: messenger RNA, 1434 nt
Organism: Parnassius mnemosyne (clouded apollo)
Lineage: Eukaryota; Metazoa; Arthropoda; Insecta; Lepidoptera; Papilionidae
Source: the annotation of a GenBank genome assembly
AUGAAGAAAAAGGAUAAGGUGAACAUCAACAGCAUCAGUGGCAGCAUGGUGUCAAUGGGCCACGAUGGGAGCAAUGUCUCGGAAGGCUACGGUGCGUAUCAGUCACAGGAACAAAUUAUUGUUCCAGACACCAAGAGCCAAGACUUCGAAAUUGGAAAGUCAAUUGAGGCGACUGAUGGACAUCACAUUGUUUCACAUCCUACAUCAUAUGCAGACACGAUGUUGCAUCUGUUCCGAGGCAAUAUCGGCUCCGGUCUCUUGGCGAUGGGAGACGCGUUUAAAAACGGUGGUAUUGUGUUCGCCACCAUUUCCACCGUUUUACUUGGCAUCAUUUGCGUGCACGCACAACAUUUGCUGUUAAAUUGUUCGGAAGAAAUGUAUCGUCAAACAAAGAGGGACAAGCCUCCCGGUUUCGCGGAGACGGUGGCGCUGGUGUUCGCUAAUGGCCCCACGAGACUUCGCCCCCUCGCCAGUACAAUGCGGGUGCUUGUCAACACGUUCCUUUGUAUCACGCAGCUGGGAUUCUGUUGCGUUUAUAUUGUGUUUAUUGCAAAUAAUAUUAAAAUGAUUUGCGACCAAUACAAUAUCCACAUUGACCUCUCAAUCCACAUGAUAAUAGUCGUAGUGCCGGUUCUUCUGUCCUGCAUGGUGCGUAAUCUAAAAUAUCUGACACCGUUCUCCACUAUCGCCAACUUGUUAAUGGCGAUCGGAGUCAGCGUGGUGGUGUACGAAGCGGCGCAGGAUCUGCCACCAGUGGAAACAAGAGUUUAUAUGGCAUCGUGGCAAUCGCUUCCAUUGUAUUUUGGAACUGCUGUUUAUGCUUUCGAAGGGAUUGGUUUGGUACUACCUUUGAAGAAUGAAAUGAGAAAACCUGAGCUCUUCCAGAAGCCGUUUGGCGUUUUGAACGUAGGAAUGGUAGUUGUUGGGUGCAUAUUCAUUACAGUUGGCUUUCUCGGAUACCUAAAAUGGGGGGACGACGUUACUGGCAGUCUCACGUUGAACUUGAAGCCCGGCCAUAUACUCAGUAACGUGGUACAAGGUCUUAUAGCGAUCGCAAUGCUAUUCACAUACCCGCUUCAGUUCUACGUUCCGAUCUGCAUUACGUGGCCAAGACUAAGAAAAAGAUAUGCCAACACCUCCCCCGUGAUAAAGGAAUUGGGCUACAGAUCUAUCUUGGUGUUGCUUACGUUUAUCCUAGCGGAGUCGAUCCCGCAGCUUGGACUGUUCAUUUCCUUAGUGGGAGCGAUUAGUAGCACCGCCUUGGCGCUCGUCUUCCCGCCGCUUAUCGAACUAGUGUACAAGUCGCAGACCUCCAAGGGAAUACCAAUAGUAAUUCUAAUGAAAAAUAUAGUUAUAAUCUCAUUAGGACUGUUUAUUUUUGUAACAGGAACAUACGAAAGCAUUGCAUCUAUCGUAAGAGCAUUUCAAUUAUAA